UAUCUGCUCUAACGAAGGCGGAAGAGUAUAUGAAAUACGCAACGAGAUUCGUGAAACCAAUUUUAGGCAUAGUUGGUGCGUGGCCUGUUUCAUCUUCCUCCUCUUCCUUCUCGAAAACUUUAACAAGAAUAGAACAUAUCCUGACGUAUUUCUUGUUCCUCUUACUGAUGGUGCCGACCCUUAUGCACGUGUUUCUGAAAGAGACAAAUAGUAAAAUUAGACUGAAGCUAAUGGGACCGAUUAUCAACUGCAGCAUGCAAUUUUGCGCAUAUACGAUUCUUUUGUGUCGAGCGAGUGAGAUCCAAAAUGGUUUGAACGUGAUAAAGCAGGAUUGGAUAACAGCCACGAAAGAGAACCGAUUGAUUUUCCGCUCGAAAGCAAAGAUCGCGAGAAGAGUAGUGUUAACCGUUGCGAUUACCAUGUACGGAGGUGGUUUAUGCUACAGGACUGUUCUUCCUCUUCUUAAAGGAACUAUCGUCACUCCUGACAAUACUACUAUAAGACCAUUGCCCUGCCCAAGCUAUUUCGUAAUUCUCGACGAACAAAAGUCUCCAAAUUACGAAAUAUUGUUUGUACUGCAAGUUAUGGCUGGAUUUGUUAUUUAUGCAGUUAUUAGUGGCUCCUGCGGUCUUUCUGCUCUUUUUGUUCUGCAUGCGUGUAGCAUGCUGAGGAUCUUGGUGGACAAGAUGAUGGCUCUGGUGGAUAUGAGAGACAUGUCUGACACGAUGGUCCAACGGAGAAUCAUGGAUAUCGUUGAACACCAGACGAAGAUAAAAGGAUUUUUAAAGAACAUUGAAUCGAUUACACAGUACGUUUGUUUGUCCGAAAUGAUUUGCGGCACCAGUCUGGUUUGUCUUGUAGGAUAUUAUAUCGUCAUGGAGUGGGAGAAUAAUAAUGCCACAGCGGUUUUGAUUUAUAGCACGAUACAAAUAUCGUGUACCUUUUCUGUCUUUAUUCUCUGUUACAUUGGCCAACUUCUCGUAGACGAAAACCGCAUUGUUGGACAGGCAUCAUACAUGAUCAACUGGUAUGAUCUCUCGAGGAAGCAUAUGCGUUCUUUAAUACUAAUUAUCGCUAUGUCGAAUUACCCGAUGAAAUUGAUGGCUGGUAAGAUGAUCGAAAUGUCUCUAGCUACUUUUACUGACGUCAUGAAAAUGUCAAUGGGAUAUUUAAACAUUCUAAGGAACGUCAUCUAGAGAUUUUAUUAUGAUACUCAUGAUACAUCCGCAAGAAAUACUGUACAUAUAUUCCCAAUAAUUGCGAAGGAACGUAUCUUUGACAGUAACACUGUUCUAGUUUUGGAAUAAAAAUUAAUCAGA
Bombus pascuorum is the source of this 1319-nucleotide messenger RNA. RefSeq names its product odorant receptor 4-like. The record is from RefSeq and is a predicted model, not a curated record. Gene Ontology annotation, biological process: sensory perception of smell; detection of chemical stimulus involved in sensory perception of smell. Bases 30 to 1196 code for a protein of 388 amino acids. The transcript is spliced from 5 exons. Gene Ontology annotation, cellular component: plasma membrane. Gene Ontology annotation, molecular function: odorant binding; olfactory receptor activity. NCBI's taxonomy places the organism in Eukaryota, Metazoa, Arthropoda, Insecta, Hymenoptera, Apidae.